UCUGAGUAAAAAGUACUAUACACAGGUAUAGAAACUAAAAUACUGUGAUACUGUCUCAGGGUCCAGACACAUCUAAAUGCUGUUCUGGUAGAACAGCAUUUGAAAUAGUGUGUAAAGAAUGGCUGAUCCAGUAACAUUUUAGAAUUUGGGCUGCCACACAGUACAUGCUGUUAAAAUUUAGAAUGGGUUAAUGAUAUAAAGAUUUAAAAAUAAGAAAUGGAAGUAGGUUUAACAAAGGAUGUUUUUGGAAAUUGGUACCAGAUAUUGUAUAUUAGAAGACAUUGAAACCAAAUUAAAAGGUGGGAAAAUCUUAAGUUUUUGGCAGUACGGGGAUUGAACUCAAGACCUUUGUACUGAUCUACAUCCCCAUGAGCUAAAUCCCUGGCCCUAUGGUGGAAUUUGUAAUCCUCUUGUCACAGCCGUCCAGAGCUCAGGAAUUCCACACAUGUACCACCACAGUAGCUGGCGAAUGUUGUUUUCUGUUAUGUUUUAAUGUGUGAUACACAAACUCCUGGGGGUUUUAUAUGAGUAAUAAAAUAAUGAGAAAUGGCAUAAAAAUAUUUUUAAUGGCCACUAAGCCUCAUGGCAAGUGUCUGCAGACCAAGCUACCCAGGAGACUAAAACAGAAGAAUCACUUGACCCCAGGAGUUUAAGGUCAGUUUGAGGAACACAGUAAGAUUCCAUCUCAAAAACAAAAGAAUUUCACCUCUAAACAGAAAAAUAAGAAAAAAGCCUAGAAGAUAAUAUUUGAACUCUUCAGGCUGGGUGUGGUGGUACACACCUGUAAUCUUAGCACUCAGAGGCGGAAGCAGAAAGAUUGUGAAUUCAGAACCAGCCUGGGCUACAUAGGAAGACCUUGUCUGAAACAAAAAAGCUGAAGAACAAUAUAUACACUUGGCAUGAUCCAUAAUUUACAUACUUUAAAUGUUAGGCACAUUUGUUUGCAUUUGUAUAUAAGUACCAGUGAGUUGCAUUGUUCUAAGAAUGUUACAUUUAAUAUCCACAACCUGUCACUAAUUAUCAUUUUUACAAGUGAAGAAAUAGGCACAGAGAAGUUAUUUUCACCAUUUCAGCCCUGGCAUUCUGUUAAAUGACCAUUAAGUUUUGUGGAGAAAGAAAACUGGAAAAAUCAGUAUUAUUGGAAGUGCUUAUCCAAGGAAAGGAAAGGGAGUGGACAGAGGAAUUUGUAAGAUUUUCAGAGAUAUUUCUAUAUUGUUUGAAUCUCUUGUCAUCAUUCGCUUUUUUUUUCUGAGAUGGUCUCGUUAUGUAGUUAAUUCACUGAGUGGAGGCUGGCUUCAAAUUUGCAUUCAUCCUCCUGCCUCAGCCUCCCAAGUGCUUGAUUAUAGGCAUGCACCACCGUGCCCAGUUUAUUCAUUCACGAAUUUUCAGGAGCGGAGGAGGUUAAUGAAGGAUUCAUCUUUGCUUUACUAUGUCAAGAUAUUUUAAAGUAGUAAGACAAAAAGUGGAAAUGUUUUUCCAGAGGUUUUAUAGGUUCCUCCUCUGGGUGAAAGCUUAACUUUUUUGCUGCGUUAUCUCUUACGGCCUUUAUAUUUUUAAGUAUUUACUACAUUGGUGAGUCAUGUACUGAUUACAAAUCAUAGAUAACCCAGUUAAAUAUUGUAUUGAUAAUCACUUAGUAUUUUACAAUCUCAGCUGUAGCUAUAAAAUCAGGAUUCCUUCCAGCUAGCUCUUGAGAGCUCUUGGAAAAUGGAGUCAUCCUGGAAAGUGGUCCUGAUUAUUCUCCUGAGUUUGCCAUGCCAGGGCUCAGGCUGGGAAUCUGAUAGAAAUUUCCUUUCAGCAGCUGGCCCUCUAACCAGUGACUUACUGCACAACCUGAGCCACCUCCUGGGAAAGCAGAGUUCUUUUGUAGCUGGGAACAAGGACAUUUACACUUGCCUCCAGCCGCUGCCCUCUUUCCUGCCGGAGUACUUCCGCAGUCUCCACACCAGUAAGAUCACCCACUAUAAAGUGUUUCUGUCCUGGGCACAGCUGCUCCCCGCAGGAACCUCCAGCAGUCCAGACGGGAAGACCCUGCAGUGCUACCGGCAACUCCUUCAGGCCCUGAGGACCGCGCAGCUUGAGCCCCUGGUCAUCCUGCACCACCAGACUCCACCCCCAAGUGCUCUGCAGAGAAGCGAUGUCUUCGCAGAUCUCUUCGCUGACUAUGCCACGUUCGCCUUCCGCUCCUUUGGGGACCUCGUUGGGAUCUGGUUCACCUUUAGUGACUUAGACGGGGUGUUAAAGGACCUUUCCCAUGGGGACUCGAGAGCGCCAUGUCUCCAAACCCUCACUGAUGCCCACAGAAAAGUCUAUGAGAUUUAUCAUGCAGAAUACGCUGCUCAGGGUGGAAAACUCUCUGUGGUCCUCCCCGCUGAAGACCUCCCAGAGCUCCUGCUGGAACCAGCCACAUCUGCACUUACCAAGGAUUCAGUUGAUUUCCUGUCUCUUGAUUUGUCUUAUGAAUGCCAAAGUGAGGCAAGUCUACCAGAGAAGCUGAGUGAAUUUCAGGGCAUUGAGCUGAAAGUGCCAGUUUUCAUCUUCACUCUAACACUUCAGGAUUGUCCCUCUACCGAGAAGCAGGCUGCCAGGCUGCUGGUCAGCCUUGCUGAAGCCAGAAAUAAGGACCAAGCACUCGCCCUUGGGGUUGAUGUCAGUGCCUUCCUGAGCUGUUCAGGUUCCGAGGAAAGCAUGACUUGCUCUCUGACCGAUGACCUGACCCUUCAGAGUGACCAACUGCAGCAGGACCAUGACACUGUGGGCAGGGCGCUGUCCCUGGACUCGGCCUAUCAGAGGGUCUGGGAAGCCUUUGCUUCCCAGUCCAGGGCAGAAAGGGACGCCUUCCUGCAGGACACUUUCCCUGAAGGCUUUCUCUGGGGCGUCUCCACAGGGGCCUUUAGUGUGGAAGGGGGCUGGGCUGAGGCUAGCAGAGGGCCCAGCAUCUGGGACCAGUAUGGCCUGAAUGCCACCAGCGGCCGAGCUACCCCAGAAGAGGCCAGCGACAGUUACCACAAAGCAGCCUCUGAUGUUGCCCUGCUUCGUGGGCUCCGGGCCCAGGUGUACAAAUUCUCCAUCUCCUGGUCCCGGAUCUUCCCCAUGGGGCACAGGAGCAGCCCCAGCCUUCAAGGUGUCGAGUAUUACAACAAGCUGAUUGACGCCCUGCUGGACUCACACAUCGAGCCCAUGGUGACGCUGUUCCACUGGGACCUGCCUCAGGCCCUGCAGGACCUAGGCGGAUGGCAGAAUGAGAGUGUGGUGGAUGCCUUUCUGGAUUAUGCAGCCUUUUGCUUCUCUUCUUUUGGGGACCGUGUGAAACUGUGGGUGACCUUCCACGAGCCGUGGGUGGUGAGCUACGCAGGCUACGGCACCGGCCAGCAUGCACCAGGCAUCUCUGACCCAGGAGUGGCCUCUUUUAAGGUGGCUCACUCGAUCCUCAAGGCCCACGCCAGAGCCUGGCACCUCUACAACAGUCGCCAUCGGCCCCGGCAGCAGGGCCGCGUGGGCCUGGUGCUCAACUCGGACUGGGCGGAGCCUCUGUCCCCACUGCAGCCCGCGGACCUGGCCGCCUCCGAGCGCUUCCUGCACUUCAUGCUGGGCUGGUUCGCGCACCCCAUCUUUGUGGACGGAGACUACCCCCCUGCCAUGAAGGCCCGGAUCCGGCAGCUGAACGGCCGCUGCCCGGGCUCCGUGGCGCAGCUCCCGGAGUUCACCGAGGCCGAGAAGCGGCUCCUGCAGGGCUCCGCAGACUUCCUGGGUCUGUCCCACUACACCUCCCGCCUGGUGGGGAAGAGCCCGCAGGACUCCUGCGCCGCCAGCUAUGAGAACAUAGGCGGCUUCUCCCAGCACGUGGACCCGGCCUGGCCCCGGACCGCGUCUCCUUGGAUCCGCGUGGCGCCCUGGGGUAUCCGAAGGCUGCUGCGGUUUGCAUCCGUAGAGUACACCAGGGGGAAAGUCCCCAUCUACCUGGCUGGGAGUGGGGUGCCCACAGCGGAAGGAGACAGUCUCUUUGAUGACACCGCCAGAGUGAGCUACUUCAACAGGACCAUCAACGAGGUGCUGAAAGCUAUCAAGGAGGACUCCGUGGAUGUUCGUUCUUACAUUGCUCGGUCUCUCAUUGAUGGCUUCGAAGGCCCCUCUGGUUACAGCCAGAGAUUUGGGCUUCAUCAUGUCAACUUCAAUGACAGCAGCAAGCCAAGGACUCCCAGGAAAUCUGCUUACUUUUUUACCAGCAUCAUUGAAAAGAAUGGUUUCCUCCCUAAGGGAGAAAAAAGAUCUCCACCAUCUAAGAUGGCAAACUUCCCCUCCAAAAUCCGAAACUUGGAUUUUCCAUCUGAGGUGCCCUCCAAGGCUAAAAUAGUUUGGGAGAAGUUCUCCAACCAACCCAGGUUUGAGAGGGACCUGUUCUACCAUGGCACCUUCCGGAACGACUUCCUGUGGGGCGCGUCCUCGUCAGCCUAUCAAGUCGAAGGGGCUUGGGACGCAGAUGGCAAAGGCCCCAGCAUUUGGGAUAGCUUUACACACACACCCGGGAACGAAGUGAAAGACAACGCCACCGGAGACAUAGCCUGUGACAGCUACCACCACCUGGCAGCGGAUCUGAAUAUGCUGCGCGCUUUGAAGGUGAAGGCCUAUCACUUCUCCAUAUCCUGGCCUCGGAUCUUCCCCGACGGGACCAGCAGUUCCAUCAACAGAGCCGGUGUUGAAUAUUACAACAGUCUGAUUGACGGCUUGGUGGCCAGCAGCAUCUCUCCCAUGGUGACACUGUUUCACUGGGACCUGCCCCAGGCUCUCCAGGAUAUUGGAGGCUGGGAAAAUCCUUCCGUGACCGAGCUGUUUGACAGCUAUGCAGACUUCUGCUUCCAGACCUUUGGUGACAGGGUCAAGUUCUGGAUGACUUUUAACGAGCCGGCACGCCAGGCGUGGCUUGGCUACGGCUCGGGGACCUUCCCCCCCAGCGUGAGGGACGAAGGCUGGGGCCCGUACAAGAUCGCUCACGCCAUCAUCAAAGCCCACGCCAGGGUCUACCACACCUACGACGAGAAGUACCGGCGGCAGCAGCAGGGCGUCGUCUCGCUGAACCUCCACACACCCUGGGCCGAGCCCCGGGAUCCAGGGCUCCCCAGAGACGUGCAAGCGGCUGACCGACUGCUGCAGUUCACCCUGGGCUGGUUCGCCCACCCCAUCUUCCGGAACGGAGACUACCCCGAUGCCCUGAAGUGGACGGUGGGCAACAGGAGCGAGCUGCAGCGCCUGGCCACCUCCCGCCUGCCGAGUUUCACCGAGGCGGAGAAGCGGUUCAUCCGCGGCACGGCCGAUGUCUUCUGCCUCGGCAGCCACUCGGCCAGGCUCGUGCGGCACGCGACGCCGGCGCUGACGCCGCCCGCCUACCAGAGUGACCCGGAGCUGACCGCGGAGGAGGACCCCGCGUGGGUGGCCACGGCACUGCACAGAGCCGCGCCCUGGGGCAUGCGGAGACUGCUGACCUGGGUCAAGGAGGAGUACGGCGACGUCCCCAUCUACAUCACCGCGAACGGCGUGGGGCUGACCAGCGCGGAGGUGGAAGACACGGACAGGAUAUUUUACCACAAAACCUACAUCAAUGAAGCUUUGAAAGCCUACAGGCUCGAUGGUGUAGAUGUUCGAGGAUAUUCCGCUUGGUCUCUGAUGGACAGCUUUGAGUGGCUGCUUGGUUACACAGUCAAGUUUGGUCUGUACCAUGUGGACUUUGAGGAUGUGAACAGGCCUCGCACAGCAAGAGCCUCGGCCAGCUACUAUACAGAGGUCAUUACCAACAAUGGCAUGCCGCUGCCCAAGGAGGAUGAGUUCCUGUACGGAGAGUUCCCCAAGGGCUUCUCCUGGAGUGCAGCUACUGCGGCCUAUCAGAUCGAGGGUGCGUGGAGAGCAGAUGGCAAAGGACUUAGUAUCUGGGACACAUAUUCUCACACACCACUGAGGAUUGAAAACGAUGACAUUGGAGAUGUGGCCUGUGACAGUUAUCACAAGAUUGCAGAGGACGUGGCUGCCCUACGGAACCUAGGUGUCUCCCAUUACCGAUUUUCCAUCUCCUGGACUCGCAUCCUCCCUGAUGGAACCACCAAGUACAUCAACGAACCAGGCCUGAACUUCUACGUGCGGUUCAUUGAUGCGCUGCUGGCUGCCAACAUCAAGCCCCAGGUGACCCUGUACCACUGGGACCUACCUCAGGCGCUGCAGGACAUUGGAGGCUGGGAGAACGAGACCAUUGUGCAGCGGUUUAAGGAGUACGCAGAUGUGCUCUUCCGCAGGCUGGGGGACAAAGUGAAGUUCUGGAUCACACUGAACGAGCCCUUUGUCAUUGCUUACCAGGGCUACAGCACCGGGGUAGCAGCUCCAGGAAUCUCCAAUAGGCCUGGCACUGCUCCGUACAUUGCUGGGCACAACCUGCUAAAGGCUCACGCUGAGGCCUGGCAUCUGUACAACGAUGUGUACCGCGCCAGUCAAGGUGGCACCAUUUCCAUAUCCAUCAACAGUGACUGGGCUGAGCCCCGGAACCCCUCCAACCAGAAGGAUGUGGAGGCAGCUAGGAGAUAUGUUGAGUUCAUGGGAGGCUGGUUUGCACACCCCAUUUUCAAGAAUGGCGAUUACUCUGAUGUGAUGAAGACACGGAUCCGUGACAGGAGCUUGGCUGAGGGCCUCAACAAGUCUCGGCUCCCAGAGUUUACAGAGAGUGAGAAGAGAAGGAUCAAUGGCACCUACGACUAUUUUGGGAUUAAUCACUACACAACUGUCCUGGCCUACAACCUCGAUUAUCCCUCUUCUGUCUCUUCCUUUGAUGCGGACAGGGGAGUUGCAGUCAUUACAGAUCGCUCUUGGCCAGCCUCUGGCUCCUCCUGGCUGAAGAUAACACCUUUUGGUUUCAGGAGAAUCCUGAAUUGGUUGAAGGAGGAGUACAACAACCCUCCAAUUUAUGUAACAGAGAAUGGAGUGUCCAAGCGUGGAGAGGUAGAUCUCAAUGACACUGAGAGGAUUUAUUAUCUCCGGAGUUACAUCAAUGAGGCUCUGAAAGCUGUGCAGGAUGAUAAUGUGGACCUCCGUGGAUACACGCUUUGGACUCUGAUGGACAACUUCGAGUGGGCCACAGGCUUCUCAGAGAGGUUUGGCUUGUACUAUGUGAACCACACAGACCCUUCUCUGCCAAGAAUCCCUAGAGCAUCAGCUAAGUUCUAUGCUUCCAUAAUCCGGUGCAAUGGCUUCCCUGACCCGGCAGAGGGGCCUCACCCUUGUCUCCAGCAGCCAGAAGAUGCUGGUUCCACCAUCAGCCCUGAGAGAGAGGACGUGCCAUUCCUGGGGUUGAUGCUCGGCACCACAGAAGCACAAACAGCUCUGUACACACUCUUUUCUCUCAUGCUUCUUGGAGUCUGUGGCUUGGCAUUUCUAACAUACAAAUACUGCAAGCUCUCCAAGCAAGGAAAAACACAACCAAGUCAACAGGAACUGAGUCCUGUUUCUUCAUUCUGACAUGUCUCCAGCUCUUCAAAUUCUGUAAUGCAAACUUACUUAUGGUUUGGUAUUCUGCCCACACUGGACUGCUUCACUGAGGCUUCUCACUGUUAAAGAGAUGAUUUCAAUCCAGAAUUUGAGAUCUCGAUUAAAAUGGAAAUAAUCUGCAUCUUGUUAUACUACUAGUUCAUUUGGAGAUUAGGGGAAACUGCAGGUGACUUAUGGUUAUGUAUAGUUACUGAACAUGUCUGUUUUAAGUUUCAAAGUUUUUAAAGAUGGAAGUAUGAAUUAUAAAUGUUAAGAAAUCAACUCCACUAUGUUGCUGGACUGCAAUGCUAUCUCCUGCCUGUCUUCACACUCUGCUAUCCUCAUACUUUUGUGUUACUCAGAAAAUAAAGUACUAUGCAUGGUGUCCUAUUUCCUUGACAAAGUAGGUUCAACAAGUUAUGAAAUCAUACAAAUUAUUUGGGCUCCUACUGAACUUUCUGAACUAGACCAAGGUUUUUUGCUUAUUUUCCCUGAAGCAGACACUGAAACAGGUGAAGACAGGUCUCUGAAUGACCCUCCUCAUUUCUAACCACUGCCCAUUUGAUGUUGACUUUGGUUCUCUUGCCUAUCAGAUAGCUAAGCCCCUGAGCAAGGGACCUUUGUUCAUUUAGCCUAUUUCCUUUCUUCAUCAAUUUGUCACAGCUCUGAACUGCACAUAGGUUUGUUUCUGUUUUUGGUACUGGGAAUUGAACUCACAACCUCACUCUUGCCAGGCAGGCACUGUGCUGCUGGGCUGUAUUCCCAGCCUGCAUGUAUAGGCUUUUUUUUUUUUUUUUUUUUUUUUUUUUUUUUUUUUUUGCCUUUUUUCGUUUUUAUCAGUACCAGGGAUCGAACUCAUGACUGUCUGCUUACAAGGCAGGCGCUCAUGCCGCUGAGCUAAAUCCCCAGCCCUUGGUUUUUUUUUUUUUUUGUCUGCAUGUAGGUUCUUGACUAACUCGUGUGUCAGGCUAUCUCUGCAAAUAGUAUUCCUUCUGCCUAGGAGGUAUUGUCUUCUGAAAAUGCCUUCAAGUCUUUACUCAAAUAAUGGACUUCUUCCUCUGAAUGGCUCCUCACCCAGGCAGACAUUCCUUUCCCUACUUUGCUUAUAAAUGUCCCUCAGUAAAGCCUGAUUGCAUUACACUGAAAUUAUGUAUUUCUCUGGUGCCAUUUUUUGUUGUUGCUUUUUUUUUUUUUUUUAAUAGUACAAGGAAUGAUCUGAGAGCCUCUACACUGGGGUCCUGAAAUCUCAAGUGUGAAUGAGAUUUAAGAUACUUAGGUAGCUUACAAAACAAAAUUACAAAAUGUUGUUUUGAAAAUAAAAGUAGAAAAAAGCGCAGAUACUCAAAAUGUGUAACAGAUAUUGGGAAAUGGGAAGAAAAUGUUCACAUGAGAAGGAGAACAA
Messenger RNA from Cavia porcellus (domestic guinea pig), 8905 nucleotides. RefSeq names its product lactase (gene Lct). Lineage: Eukaryota; Metazoa; Chordata; Mammalia; Rodentia; Caviidae. The record is from RefSeq and is a predicted model, not a curated record. Gene Ontology annotation, biological process: carbohydrate metabolic process. Gene Ontology annotation, molecular function: beta-glucosidase activity. The transcript is spliced from 17 exons. The coding region runs from base 1708 to 7494 and encodes 1928 amino acids.